AUGACAACCCCCAUUCUCCCUCUCACACCCCUCUCAGAUCAAGACGAAGAAUUCGGAUUCUCACAACCAGACGACAUCAAGCGUCGUCGUCGUACAACACCUGAGGAACUCUCCGUACUCGAAGCGGAAUACGCGAAGAACACCCUCCCAGAUGCGAAGAAUAGAGUUAGGAUAGGGCAGAUGACUAAUAUGUCUGCUCGCUCCGUACAGAUCUGGUUCCAGAAUAAGCGCCAGACGGACAAACGAAAGGCACAAGGACUCACCCGUCGACCACCCCGUCGAAUCCCAGUCGGCUCCUUCUCACACCCCCAUUCCAUUCUCUCCUUAACGCGUGACUCCUUGGGCGAAGACGAGCAACAGCGAAAGAAACGCAAGACCCUUGAACAAGCCGCAUCCGAGGCCCAGCGCAGAGGGCCGACAUCACCUUCUCUGCCCGGGCUCGGACUCCCCAGGAAUGGAGAAGAGUUUUCCGCCGCACUUGCUAUUGCCCGCAUGCAGUCUCAUUCCGUACCGUUCCCACCCCGACGGCCACUUGGCCAGCUAGAUACCAACGCCCUCCGCCCGGGGUUGUCAAGGUACGCGAGCAGCACCCUUCCCCCCUCUUUUUCCCGCACACCAGAACCGCAAGCCUUCGUGCGCGCAUACUCCCUCCCUUCGGCACAUUUCCCCACCGCCCAUGGACAAGGGACGAAGCAGGACCCAAUUUGGGAACGGAUGCUCUCCUCGCCCCAGUCUUCACCUUAUGUGGCGCCUUUUGGGAGAAAACGGCCGUUCGAGCAUACUCCUGGGUCGCAUUCUGUACCGUUUGGUGCACGGAGGGAGCAGGAGUCGCUGCCAGAGGACGUGACCGACACGUCCGACACAUCUGAUGUGGAGGACGUGGGGUCACCCUUGCCCUUAGAAGCUUCUCAGGGUUCCACCUCGUCUAGGCAGAGCUUUGCCACCUCUAUUUCCGACUCCGGCUGCUCGGAUAUCGACCCUGACGAACAGACCGAACGAUAUCGCUACAGCCAGGUCAAGUAUCAUGAACCUGAAGAAGCAGAGCAGCCAGUCGAAGCAGAAGCAGAAGAAGAGUCAAUUGCUAACAUCCUAGAUGUGCCUGAUGCGGCAGGCAUCCCCGACCUGUCAUUCGAUAGCGUCUCCUCCCAGUCCUCAGACCCCGACCUCACCACAUCCUCGAUCGACUCCCUCCCGUUGCUCCUCAAGCCCCACACCUCGGGCAGCCAAGAAGUUCGACUCCUGGUGUCAAGGGAAGGAGAAGGCGGGCCCGUGCGGCUGAGUAUCCGUAUUCCGGGAGACGACUGGUCUACUGCCGGGGAACGGCACAAUAACAGGCCGGGGGGGAAGGAAGAGGGGAAGGAGAAGGAGAAAGUCAACGCUUGGGAAAAGGAAGCGGCCGAGUUGUUGUGUUUUAUGGCUUCCGGUCGGGGCGAAGGGCGGUGA
Molecule: messenger RNA, 1443 nt
Organism: Dacryopinax primogenitus
Lineage: Eukaryota; Fungi; Basidiomycota; Dacrymycetes; Dacrymycetales; Dacrymycetaceae
Product: homeobox-domain-containing protein
Exons: 2
Coding region: 1-1443 (480 amino acids)
Biological process (GO): cell differentiation; regulation of transcription by RNA polymerase II
Molecular function (GO): RNA polymerase II cis-regulatory region sequence-specific DNA binding
Source: RefSeq, a predicted model, not a curated record